AUGACAGAACGGCCACGGUUAUCGUCCAUUGACUUUUUAAUUAGCAAACGAAGGAGUAGCUCAUUGCCCAGUCCGAUUUCACCGUCGAAGAGUCUCGAGAAAAUGUCGCUGGAAUCAAUCGUCUCAAGAAAUCUUAAGAUAAGAAGCACGAGAGUGAGACAGUUUCUCGCCGAAUUUCAUGGAUCUUUCAUUCUUGCAUACAUUGGUAUUGGCGCUGCGCAUCUGACCUCUCCUCUGCUUGGAUUUGGAGGUGCAAGCUCAGUUCAUGGUGCACUCUGUGGGGGACUUGGCGUUGCUCUAGGAAUUUUCUUCUCAGCUGGUGCUUCUGGCGGACAUCUGAAUCCGACUGUUACAAUGGCGCACGCUAUUCUGGGGAAGAUGGGAAACGGAUUUUUGCAGAAUUUCGUAGGAACAGUUGUUUAUCUGGUUGCUCAAUUUCUUGGGAUGUUCGUCGCUGCUGCUCUCUCUUACUGGGUUUAUUCGGUAAACGAAAAAGAUGCCUACGAACAUUUCAACGGGGAUGCUCUGAAUGACAAAUACGGAAAUGCUAUUGAUCGUUUCAGCCAGAAAAAUUAUGAGUUCAGCUGUCUAUAUUCAACUUGUCCAAAACAUGAUGUGCCGAACUCUCACCUUACAAUGCUAGUUGAUCAAAUCAUUGGAUCUUCAAUUCUUGCGACAACAGUGCUAGCAGUAACUGACAAGCGACACAAUAAUGGAGGUCCACAAGGAAUGGCCCCUCUGAUUAUCGGCCUCAGUGCUACUGCAGUAGGAUUGUCGUAUGGAGCAAAUUCUGGUGGCGCCAUUAAUGCUGCACGUGACUUUGCACCACGAUGCUUUGCCACAAUUCUAUACGGAAAAACGGCAUUUUCUGGGCUCGAUGACACAAACUCAUCAUUCUUCUUCUGGGUUCCUCUCCUCGGCUCGUUUAUCGGAGGCUGCGUUGCUGGCAUCCUCUAUCUAUUUUACAUUCUAGCGCAUUGGCCUGAAUCCGAUGGAGUACGAAAUGCAUCGGCGAAAAGAAAAGUUGAGCAUGAAACAUCAAUUCAUUGA
Molecule: messenger RNA, 1050 nt
Organism: Oikopleura dioica
Lineage: Eukaryota; Metazoa; Chordata; Appendicularia; Copelata; Oikopleuridae
Source: the annotation of a GenBank genome assembly